CGAAAUUUGGUUAAACCGGACGGUGGACGUGGGUGGAUAGCAAUAGAGAAUGAUAAGGAACAAUGCUAUCUCCAGCUAUCUCGCGCGAUCAUCAUCUUGACGAUUAUCGCCUCGACGCGAUUCGGGAAUUACCGAAUUAUCGAGCACCGCCGCUACAGUAGAGCUACCGCGGUCUCGCUCGUAAGGUAAAGAUCUCAACGACAGCUGCAGACGCUGACAGCUGUGAGAGUGUGGUUUCAACUCGUGAGCUGUUCCAGUGAUCAUCUCGUACCGCUAGUGUGACAUUGUCAAUAUCUUCCGGCUGCUUCUUCCUCGAUUCGCCUUCCGGACCGCCGCGUGAAGAUAAACCGCGUAGCUUGAUCGGACCACCAGCGGAUCUCGACUUUGGUCCACGUGAAAGAGCACCCUGUCGUUUCCCAUGUCAUAAUGCGCGAUUUGCGCACCAUCGUCGUCGUCGAACACCGCUAAAAUUACUCUCUUCUGCCUGUAAUAACGUAGCCUAGUCCAUUAUUUAUGUUGCUCAACGUGUGAUGUAAACAAUGCUACUUGCCAUGACUCAUACGAGCGAUAUGGAAUAUAACUCUUCCAUAUGACUUGUGAUUAUGAAGGUCUCUGUAUCGGGAAUAUGAUUGCGACGUCUCAGAAACGAGACUUGGCUAACACGUUUAGGAAUCCAUGUUUAAUAAAUAUGUACUGACGUGCACUGCAACGUGUGGAAAUCCUGUGACACUUGGUUUUGUCAUGCGGAAUAGAUCAAUCAGUAUUAUCUUUGGGUCCCUUAUCUUAUGGGCUGUGGCUACAUAUUUUUUAUUUUUGGAUCAACAAUCAGUUGGCAAGGAUCAGGAUAAGGAAAAGGACAAGCUAUCAAAUCAAAUCAGCAGAUUGGAGAAACAAGUAAAACAGCAGAUAAUUAUAAAUCAGGAACUUCUAGAAGGAAUCAACGAGAGCAAACGUCUUAAAAAAGAAUAUGAUAGAUUAAAUGCCCAGUUGUCAAUAGGUGAUGUGGAGAAAAAUAAAAACAAAAAACAUGAAGUCAAUAAGGAUAAGAGUAUAUUAUUGCAAAAAAUCGAAAACAAAAAUAAAUGGAAGAUGUCUAACGAUGAACAAAGCCCGACACAGGAAGUUGUCUUAUCUACUGAGGCAACACACAGUACUCCUUCGAGACAAAAGCUUCCUGACGGAUCUCCUAUAAUAGCUAUUUUGGUCGUUUCUUGUAAUCGUAUUACAGUAGAGCGAUGUCUAAACCAAUUAAUUAAGUUAAGACCUAGUAAAGAACAAUUCCCAAUAGUUGUAUCGCAAGACUGUGAUCAUCGACAAACUGCUGAUGUCAUAGCAAAAUAUGGAAACCAGCUGCUACAUAUGAAGCAACCUGAUCAGUCCGAUAUUGAAAUACCACCUAAAGAAAAGAAAUUCAGGGGAUACUUCAAAAUCGCACGUCACUAUAAAUGGGCGUUAAAUCAAGUAUUUCUGAAGCUUGGAUAUAAUACUGCAAUUAUAGUUGAAGACGACUUGGACGUCGCUCCAGAUUUUUAUGAAUACUUCCUGGGGACUUAUCCCUUACUAGUGAAUGAUAGCUCUCUAUGGUGUGUAUCUGCGUGGAAUGAUAAUGGUAAAGCCGGCUUGGUGGACGAACAUGCGCCACAUUUACUGUAUAGGACAGAUUUCUUUCCUGGCUUAGGUUGGAUGCUCACACGCGAUUUAUGGUUAGAGCUUGCACCUAAGUGGCCCAAAUCAUACUGGGACGACUGGAUAAGGCAGCCGGAACAGCGUAAGAAUAGAGCUUGCAUCCGCCCGGAAAUCUCACGAACCAGAACAUUCGGCAAACUUGGAGUCAGCAACGGCUUAUUCUUUGAAAAACAUCUGAAGUACAUCAAGCUAAAUGAACAAUUUGUGCCUUUCACCAAGAUGAAUCUAUCCUAUUUAUUAAAAGAUAAUUACGAUAUAGCUUUCGUCAACCAAGUGUAUCAGUCGACAGUGGUCAGCUAUUCCGAAUUGAAAAGUGGAAAUAUUGUUGCCCCUGGUCCAGUACGAAUACCAUAUUACACUCGUCAAUCGUUUAAAAAUAUUACCAAAUUACUUGGUUUAAUGGACGAUUUCAGGAGCGGUGUGCCAAGAUCAGGAUACCGCGGUGUGGUGACGUUUUUUUAUAAUGGAAGACGCGUGCAUUUAGCACCAAGUGCAAAUUGGAGCGGUUAUGAUAUAACAUGGAGCUAACACAUGAUUAUGCUCUAUAAAGACUUGUAGAUUGCACAAGAAUAUCGCGUGCAUUUCUUCUUUGAUAUUCAACAGAUUAGGUAACAAUUGCGAUGAAUCAACAGUGAAAUCUGUAUUUAUGUCAGCAGCAUACGGCUAUGCUCCAUAGAAUUAAGUAGAAGCCGGUGUUACAUUCCUCAUCGGUUCCUAAUCGGUUUUAAAUAUACCCUUUCGUAAAGAAAUGUGUCACACACAUUUAUAAGUUUAUAUAUGCGUGAUUUAUGCGUAAAUGAAUUAUCAUUCAUUUACAGUAUAUAUGUCAUGUAUUUUGUAUAUCUGCGUUUCUAAAGAUUACAUUUAUCGUUUUUUAGUAUAUAUAUUUAAAUGACUGCUAAAGUUGAUUGUAUCUCAUGUACAUAAAAUGCCGUAGUAAUAUCGAUAAAGCAAUAUUCUUAAUUAAUUAUUAUCACGUAUCUUCCGAUAUCCGAAAACGAUAAUAUGUUGAUAUAUUUUUGCUCGUACUGCUUUUAAAAAUUUUGUUAUGAAGUCAUGUGACGUAUGACAAAUGAAGUAUAUAAUUUUUUCGAAGAACCCAAUCAAACUGCAUCUUUAUUAUUUAUUUCACUAUCCACGAGCUAUAUCCUUUAACUUUAUUCUAUGAUCUCUUAAUCUAAACUG
Trachymyrmex cornetzi is the source of this 2871-nucleotide messenger RNA. RefSeq names its product alpha-1,3-mannosyl-glycoprotein 2-beta-N-acetylglucosaminyltransferase (gene Mgat1). The record is from RefSeq and is a predicted model, not a curated record. The transcript is spliced from 13 exons. NCBI's taxonomy places the organism in Eukaryota, Metazoa, Arthropoda, Insecta, Hymenoptera, Formicidae. Gene Ontology annotation, cellular component: Golgi apparatus. Gene Ontology annotation, biological process: protein N-linked glycosylation. Gene Ontology annotation, molecular function: alpha-1,3-mannosylglycoprotein 2-beta-N-acetylglucosaminyltransferase activity. Bases 676 to 2214 code for a protein of 512 amino acids.